This is a messenger RNA of Bombus huntii, 669 nucleotides long. Its product is annotated as calaxin-like. Bases 1 to 669 code for a protein of 222 amino acids. Gene Ontology annotation, molecular function: kinase binding; calcium ion binding. The record is from RefSeq and is a predicted model, not a curated record. The transcript has 5 exons. Gene Ontology annotation, biological process: calcium-mediated signaling. NCBI's taxonomy places the organism in Eukaryota, Metazoa, Arthropoda, Insecta, Hymenoptera, Apidae.
AUGCCGGCAGAACAGCCAAUAGAUAUGUUAAAUGACACCUUGGCAGAAAUCGUUUACAGAACGAAAAAUAUGCCAAGGUUCAAAAGAUUGGCACGCAGUACGCACUUUGAUGUGAGAGAAGUUGAAGCUUUGUCAAUUAUCCAUCGUAAAUGCGUGCAAAUGCUGGGUCCAAUAAGCAGAUUAAUAUUUCGAAACAUUUUCCACGCUAGUUUGGAUUUCACAAAAAAUAUUCGUCAUUUAUUGAUCGACAGAAUGUUUUCCGUCGUCGACAAACGAAAUGCUUUGCAGAUAUACUCUGAACAAUGGGUCGAAGGUCUGUCGGUGAUUCUUCGCGGAACUUUAGAUGAAAAAAUUCAUUUUGCUUAUAGAGUGUACGAUAACAUGAGAACUCACAAAUUAAAAAAGGAGCAUAUAUUUCCUAUGAUGCGCGGAUGUUUAAUUAAAUUGCAGAAUGAUGAAAACCCAGAAGAAGCUGUGAAGGACUUGAUAGAUUUGUUAAUAAAAAAGCUAGACGUGGAUCGCGAUGGCGCGGUAUCAGAGGAGGAUUUCAAAACCGCCGUAAAAGAGAGAAAUCAACUUCUUUUAGAAUGCAUGGGUCCAGUAUUUCCUUCGAGAAACGCACGUCACGUGUUCCUGUCUACUUUUACAGAUCGUGUAGGAAGAUACUGA